UUCCCAGAGACUAGUGUACGGCGUAAGCUUGCAACGUGGCGCUGGCUUUACUGUCACUUUCCGGCGCUGCAAACAAGCCAAUAGCAAGCCUUGUUACGCUUCGAGUUGAACUCAGUUUUUAUGUUUCGCGCAACGCGAGUGGCCGAAGGUACCACUUGAAGAAUUUCUGGAGUUAGUGCCUUUGGUUGAAACUGAUAGCGGUCAGCCGGCAUCUUUCAAAAAAUCAGUGUAUUUAGAAGCCAGACAGUAUAACACUGCAAUGGACCUGCGUGCCUUUACGUGCUUGUUAUGUGUAUAUGCUGGAGUGAUCGUUGCGAAGCCAACCUACAAGAAAGAGAGGGUCCAUGUGGAACCCGAGCUAAGCAGAGAUCGCCACGAAGACAACCAGAGUUAUCGAUACGACCACGAGGCCUUUUUGGGCAAAGAAGAAGCCAAGACAUUUGAUCAGUUAACCCCCGAAGAGAGUAAAGACCGACUAGGAAAAAUUGUAGACCGAAUAGAUAGUGAUAACAAUGGUUAUGUCACUGUUGAAGAGCUGAAGAGUUGGAUUAAAAGAGUACAGAAGCGAUAUAUUUAUGAAAAUGUGGCUAAAGUUUGGUCUGAUUAUGAUUUAAAUAAAGACAAUAGAAUUUCUUGGGAAGAAUACAAACAAGCCACAUAUGGCUACUACCUUGCAAAUCCUGAAGAGUUCCAAGACACUAAUGACCAGUUUAGCUUCAAAAAAAUGUUACCCCGAGAUGAAAGAAGAUUCAAAGCAGCUGAUCUUGAUGAAGAUUUGGCAGCCAGCAGAGAGGAGUUUACAGCAUUUCUUCACCCUGAAGAGUUUGAGCAUAUGAAGGAUAUUGUCGUUCUUGAAACUCUGGAAGAUAUAGACAAAAAUGGUGAUGGAUAUGUGGAUGAAGAUGAGUACAUUGCUGACAUGUUUUCUCAUGAAGAAGGUGGACCAGAGCCUGACUGGGUUAAAACUGAAAGAGAACAGUUUUCAGAUUUCAGAGACACUAAUAAAGAUGGAAAAAUGGACAAAGAUGAAAUUCGACACUGGAUUCUUCCCCAGGACUAUGAUCAUGCUCAGGCUGAAGCGAGACAUUUGAUGUACGAGUCAGAUUCAGACAAGGAUCAAAUAUUAACUAAAGAAGAAAUCUUAGAAAAAUGGAACAUGUUUGUGGGGAGCCAAGCAACAAACUAUGGAGAGGAUCUCACCAGAAACCACGAUGAACUUUAACUCUGGUUUACUUCUGAGUCCCUUUCUUGCCAGAAACUGUAUGUGGAGUACAACUGGGCACUUUUCAACAGUAUUUUAACUGACUGCAUCAGCACAGUGGCAAAAGUAUUUUGUUACCUCAGAUUAAGUGGAAAGUGACCUUUAGCUGCUUACAUGUAGGUUUGAGCCACGCCAGCAUAACUUUUGUGAUUAUGUGCUGCAGCCUCUUCUCUUUCUAUUUACUAAGCUGCUUUUUUUGUGUCUCUGGAAAUAUGAUAUGGAUUUCUUUUCCUUAGUCGUUUGGAGAUUUUAUGGGGCUGACAUCUUCAAGAUAAGACACUUCAAUUCAGGUGAAUCCAUAUGCAGUUUUUAGAGUGAUGUAUAGUAAUGUUAAGUAAGCCUUGUUUUUUGUAAUAAAUCUAUAAUGCAAUGCCA
Molecule: messenger RNA, 1636 nt
Organism: Polypterus senegalus (gray bichir)
Lineage: Eukaryota; Metazoa; Chordata; Cladistia; Polypteriformes; Polypteridae
Gene: rcn1
Product: reticulocalbin 1, EF-hand calcium binding domain
Exons: 7
Coding region: 260-1222 (320 amino acids)
Cellular component (GO): endoplasmic reticulum
Molecular function (GO): calcium ion binding
Source: RefSeq, a predicted model, not a curated record